AUGGAACCAUUUAUCAUAGGUGGUGAUUAUACUGAUAUAAGGCAGUAUCCUCAUGCUGUUUUCCUUCUAAUUGAUUGUGUACAAAUGGUCAUUUGUGGUGGAUCUAUAGUGACAAACAGGGUUGUAUUGACGGCAGCACACUGUUUAUUUGAAUGUAAGAUGAAGAGGAAUAAAAUAAUUGUAAAAUAUGGCCAUCAAAUACUGGAUUGUAUGAAGUCGCAAGACUCAAACAAAUAUAUCAUUCAUGAUUCGUAUAACGAUAUGAAUUUGCACUAUGAUAUAGCUUUGAAUCAUCUAGUUACUACAUUGGAUCUUGGUGAUUUUGUAAAACGGGUGGCAAUAUUAAAGAAGUUUCCAAAAAAUCUGGCAUAUGCUUACGUUUCAGGCUGGGGGGUGAUUAAUUCAAAUUUAGAUACCGCAACAACUUUAAGGCAUGUUUAUCAAAAAAUUCUACCACAAAAUGAAUGUAAGAUGCUAGGUUCCUGGCCGGAAGGAGUACUUUGUACUGGUUCUGCGAACGCGGCUGAAUAUCCGGAACAGGGAGAUUCUGGUAGCGCCCUCAUGGCAUCGAAAUACAUUCAAAUCGGCAUCGUUACUUUUAAGCAUCCGAAUUUGGGUUAUGUAGGCUACACGAACACAACUUACUUUUAUAAAUGGAUAGUUCGUACUACGAAAAAACUAACAUGUGGAAGU
Molecule: messenger RNA, 693 nt
Organism: Brenthis ino (lesser marbled fritillary)
Lineage: Eukaryota; Metazoa; Arthropoda; Insecta; Lepidoptera; Nymphalidae
Source: the annotation of a GenBank genome assembly